Clonostachys solani is the source of this 966-nucleotide messenger RNA. The record is from the annotation of a GenBank genome assembly. NCBI's taxonomy places the organism in Eukaryota, Fungi, Ascomycota, Sordariomycetes, Hypocreales, Bionectriaceae.
AUGCCAUUACCAACCUCAAUCCCGUCAUUUGAUGAGCUCCCAUUGCAAAAAGGGGACCCAAUUCACUCAGCAUGGGGUCUUUGGGGCACGGGGCCGGAAAGCGCUCUAGGAAGCCUCAAUUACCUGACCGAUGAGCUCGUGCUUAAGACAAUGAAGGAAGAGGUGAGGACAGGCGAACGUGUUGGUCUGAACCUCCCCCUGGACCUUGUUAAUCCGCCUCUUCUUGGCCGUGUCGGUUUUGAGCAGAAAGUGAUUGACAAGCACCCGCGCGUCAUCAACGACGAUGUGAUCACCUUUAAUACUCAAGGUAGUUCGCAGUGGGACAGUCUCCGCCACUUCGCCUAUCAAGGUGACAAAAAGUUUUAUAAUGGGACUACUCAAGAACAAAUCCACGCAUCUCCUCGGACCGAAAUCAACAGCUUGCAGUCUUGGACCACGAGAAACCUCGCAGGCCGAGGCGUUCUCAUAGAUUAUGCUAGAUACGCGAAGCUACAUGGCAUCUCCUACGAAGCCUUCUCCGCACACCCCAUCACCGUCGAAGACAUUGAGGCCAUUGCUUCUGAACAGGGCGUCAAGUUCGCCGUGGGAGACGUGCUGUUCGUCCGUACCGGCUAUGUGGCUUCAUACAAGGCAGCCGACCAAACCAGGCGCGAGCUGGCGGCCCAAGGAAGAUGGGUUGGUGUGAGGCAAGGUCAAGCAACACUUGAGUGGCUGUGGAAGAAGCAGUUUGCGGCCCUCGCAAGUGACUGCCCCGGCUUCGAAAUGAUUCCACAUGCUGAGGGUGAGGGAAUGCUCCAUCCAGUUGUGCUAUCAGGCUGGGGAACACCACUCGGGGAACUGUUUGAUCUAGAGGCGCUGGCGGUUUUGGCAGAGAAGCAUAAUAGGUGGUCCUUCUUCUUUACGUCCUCGCCCUUGAACUACACUGGAGCCGUGGCAUCCCCGCCGAAUGCGACCGCAAUCAUGUAG